This is a messenger RNA of Sphenostylis stenocarpa, 189 nucleotides long. The record is from the annotation of a GenBank genome assembly. NCBI's taxonomy places the organism in Eukaryota, Viridiplantae, Streptophyta, Magnoliopsida, Fabales, Fabaceae.
AUGCUCAUUUCAUACCAUGAGGUAAGUGAGGAUUGUUUUGAUCACUGCGUUUGUUUGGGGUUGUUGCUGUGGGUUCAGGUUUUGCUGGUGGAGGAGGAGCUGGUUCAGUAUAAAAAGGGCACUCACAUCCUCCAACACGAUUAUCACCAAUCGCGGCUUCACUGGGAAACCUUUGAACCAGAUAAAUAG